CAGACCAAAUUCUUCAUCCAUAUCGUCUUGUUCCUUCCCGAAUCCUCGGUCUUUCUUACUUCUCAAACCGUCGACUGUAAAAGAGAGCCAUGCCUUGAGGGAGAACAGAGAGGUUACCAAGAGAAAAUCGUGCGGCAAUUCGUCUACACAUCUGGUGACGAUGGCUUUAAGCCAUGCUCGACGUGAGGAGCGGCUGAGAAACGAGUAGGUGUUAGAUAUAAAGCAUAUUCCCACCUCAUCAACCCCAAUAGCAUCAUCAUGAUAAGCAUCAAGCAACUAGCUGAAACACGUGGCGACCUCACCUCCAUCCCCACCGCUUACAACUUCUUUACUCCCAAUAACGACAUCCAUCUACCAGUAGUUUCGGAUGAAUUAUAUGAGGAUUCCAUCCCUACCAUCGACUUCUCUCUCCUUACCUCCGGUACCCCCGAACAACGGUCCAAGAUCGUCAAUGACCUUGGCAAAGCCUGUCGAGACUGGGGCUUUUUCGUGGUGAUCAAUCAUGGUGUGCCGGAGAGCCUGAUGAAGGUGAUGAUUGAGACUUGCGGAGAAUUUUUCAAAUUGUCGGAGGAGGAGAAGCAGGAAUAUGCAGGGAAGGACAUUUUGGACCCAAUCUUUUAUGGCACCAGCAUUAAUGGUGCAGCGACCCAAGUGUUAUUUUGGAGGGAUUUUAUCAAGUUUUUUGUUCAUCCUAAGUUUCACUGUCCGACCAAACCCACUGGACUUGGGGAGAUUUCAAUGGAGUACUGCAAAAGAACGGGGGAAGUAGCUAGAGAGUUGAUGAAAGGAAUAUCAGUGAGCUUGGGGUUAGAAGAAGGCUACAUAGAAAAGGCCAUGAAUUUGGAUUCAGGUUUACAGUUUGUGGCUGCAAACCUGUAUCCGCCAUGUCCAAAGCCAGACGUAGCAAUUGGCUUACCUCCUCACUCAGAUUACGGCCUCUUGACUCUUCUUAUCCAUAAUGGGGUAUGCGGUCUUCAGGUGCAGCAUAAAGGGAAUUGGGUCAACUUAAAUCCCAAUCCCAAUGCAUUCGUGGUUAACAUUGGCAAUCAUAUGGAGAUAUUGAGUAAAGGCAAGUACAAGAGUGUUUUCCAUCGGGCACUUGUGAAUGAAACAGAUGCAAGAAUGUCGAUACUUGUGGUGCAUGGACCAGCACUGGAAACUGUUGUCAGCCCAGCACCCGAGUUGGUUGACAAUGAAACCAAUCCUCCAGCAUUCGCGGGAAUGAAGUAUAGAGAAUACCUGGAAAUGCUGCAGAGCAAAAUACAUGCGAGAUUGUCUCCCAAGUAAUUAAUUAAAUAAUAUUAUUGCUUUUGUAUUAGGAUUUUCUGGAUAAUUCAAGCUUAAUUUGUCGUUUUUCAUGUCUAUCUAUCGAUAUUAAUUUAUCAAAAAUUUUAUGUACAGUUACUUUUCAUACUGUUUAUGUAUUUCACUGAUAUGAUUGGUUUUAAUAUUUUUUUAAUAUAAAGUAAUUUAUUUGACUAAUCAUACCAAUAGAGUACAUACAUGGUACGUAAAAAUGACUGUAUUGAACAUAAUUCUUACUUUAUAUGUUAUAUUUAGUUGAUAUUACCAAUUCCAAUUGAAUUGUA
Molecule: messenger RNA, 1589 nt
Organism: Carya illinoinensis
Lineage: Eukaryota; Viridiplantae; Streptophyta; Magnoliopsida; Fagales; Juglandaceae
Product: 2-oxoglutarate-dependent dioxygenase 19-like
Exons: 5
Coding region: 259-1287 (342 amino acids)
Source: RefSeq, a predicted model, not a curated record